Penicillium salamii is the source of this 1899-nucleotide messenger RNA. NCBI's taxonomy places the organism in Eukaryota, Fungi, Ascomycota, Eurotiomycetes, Eurotiales, Aspergillaceae. The record is from the annotation of a GenBank genome assembly.
AUGGAGAUAGGAACUGCCGCUGCCGCUCUCCUGGGGGGAGCCACCGUCGCAGGAUAUUUGAACGCCAAGUUCCAUCUCAAGAAAGAUGUAUCGGGGUUGCUUGCAGUGAAACGUGCAGAACGCCAAUACAGCUCUGCUGUGAGCAACAACCGGGGAAAUCCGUGGUUUGUACUUUUGGAAACCGUGAAACGUUACCCUGAUAUGACUUGUCUCUGGACUCGGGAGAGAUCCUACACAUAUCGUGAAGUACAAGACCAGGCAUGUCAAUACGCGCAUUUCUUCUUGUCGCAGGGUGUCAAAAAGGGCGACCUCGUGGCGUUGUAUCUCCAGAAUCGCCAGGAGUAUAUCGUCGCCUGGGUUGCGCUUUGGAGCAUUGGAUGCGCCCCAGCAGCUAUUAAUAAUAAUCUCACGGGCGACGCACUCCUACACUGCUUGAAGAUCAGCGGUGCCAAACUCCUGAUUUUGGACGAUGAUUCCGGCUGUCGUGCCCGGGUGGAGGAGUCCCGAGAUGCGAUCGUUGGGAAUCUAGGAAUGAACCCCAUGGUACUGGACAACUCGCUCAAGGCACAGAUUGGUACAUUCCCCAAUACUUUACCGCCGAAGGAGAUGAGCAAACACAUAAAGGGUGAAUUCCCCGCCAUCCUGUUAUACACCUCUGGCACAACCGGUCUGCCCAAAGGAUGCGCAUUCACCAUGUCCCGGCUAUACACAACCUUGUACAUACGCCGUUCUUUGAUGAGUGACACACCCGGGCCUGAUGGGGAUCGCUGGUAUAGCUGCAUGCCCCUAUACCACGGAACGGCAGCAAUCAGCAUGAUUGCAUGCUUGGUCAUGGGGGUAAGUAUCGCAAUUGCGCCCAAAUUCAGCGUGAGCAAGUUCUGGGACGACAUUCGUGACUCGGAAUCCACACUUUUCGUGUAUGUCGGAGAAACUGCACGCUACUUGUUGGCACCGCCACCUUCUCCUCAAGAUCGCAAUCACAAGGUCCGCUGUAUGUACGGGAACGGUCUUCGACCGGAUAUUUGGGAGAAAUUCCGAGACAGAUUCGGGGUCCAGGAAGUCGGUGAAUUCUUCAAUAGCACGGAAGGAAUCUUCGGUCUGUUUAAUUAUAAUCGCGGCCCCUUCACUUCCGGCAGUGUCGGUCAUCAUGGCUUGAUCAUGCGCGGUGUGUUGCAUAAUGUCUUCAUCCCCGUGGCCAUCGACCCGGAAACUGGCGACAUCUUGCGGGACCCCAAGACAGGGUUUGCGACGCGCGCGAGCUAUGAAGAAGGCGGAGAGAUCAUCGUCAACGUACCUGGAAAAGAAGCAUUCCAGGGAUACUGGCGCAACGAUGAAGCGACGAAUAAGAAGUUUUUGAAGGAUGUCUUCAAAAAAGGGGACCUUUACUACCGCUCCGGAGAUGCUCUUCGUCGUCAAAGCGACGGACGUUGGUACUUCCUCGAUCGUCUCGGUGACACCUUCCGCUGGAAGAGUGAGAAUGUAGCCACGGCCGAGGUCUCAGAAAUCGUAGGCCAGUUCCCAGGUAUCACCGAGGCCAAUGUUUACGGUGUUCGCCUUCCAAACCACGAGGGACGCGCAGGCUGUGCAGCAAUUCAAAUCAGUCCGGAUGCUCGCCAGGCAUUUGAUUAUUCCGCGCUUGCUAAAUUCGUUCGCUCCAAGUUGCCUCGAUAUGCUGUUCCAUUGUUCCUUCGGGUCGUUGAGAAUCCCACGCAUAUCCAUAAUCACAAGCAGAACAAAGUGCCGCUUCGAGAGGAGGGUGUGGAUAUUUCUCUGGUUGGGACGAAGGCACCAGAAGGAAAGGACGAUCACUUCUUAUGGAUUGCGCCGGGAGAUGAUACUUAUUCCCCGUAUGGACAGAAAGAGUGGGAUCGAUUGUCAAGUGGGGGAGCUCGCCUGUAA